GGCUGGCUGGGGAGGAGUCGUCGCGCUGUUUCCUCUCGUCAGUUCUGAAACCUCCUCAGUCACGCCCCCGGCACUGACUUGUCCUCUCGGACGUCGAGGGGGGCGCCCCGACUUGGCGCGGCGGAUGGCGCGCGCCCCUCCCGGCGGGUCCCCGCCCCCUGGCCUGCGCCCCGCGUCCCCGAGGCCGCUGGCCCGGCCCCGCCCCGUGGAGGCCAGCCCCGCCCGUUACCCCGCCGCCAGCCCCCUCCGAGAGCCCGGACCGGCCCCCUGGCUGCAUCGGCCGCGGGGACCGCUGCUCGGGGCCUCCGCCGGCCGCGUCCGCUCCCGCCCGGGACCAUGGCCGCCGAGGGGGCGCGGCACCUGCUCUUUCAGUCUCACAUGGCAACAAAAACAACUUGUAUAUCCUCACAAGUUUCUGAUGAUGAACAGAGACAAAAAAGAGAAAAUGUUCGUUCUUUAGCUAUGGGUGGCCAUGUUGGUUUUGAGAGUUUGCCUGAUCAGCUGGUCAACAGAUCCAUCCAGCAAGGCUUCUGUUUUAAUAUUCUCUGUGUGGGGGAGACUGGAAUUGGAAAAUCAACGCUAAUUGACACAUUGUUUAAUACUAAUUUUGAAGACCAUGAAUCCUCACAUUUUUACCCACAUGUUAAACUUAAAGCUCAGACAUAUGAACUCCAGGAAAGUAAUGUUCGAUUAAAAUUGACCAUUGUGAAUACAGUGGGAUUUGGUGACCAAAUAAACAAAGAAGAGAGCUACCAGCCAAUAGUUGACUACAUAGAUGCUCAGUUUGAGGCUUAUCUCCAAGAAGAGCUGAAGAUUAAGCGCUCCCUCUGUACCUACCACGACUCCCGCGUCCACGUGUGCCUCUACUUCAUCUCUCCCACAGGCCACUCCCUGAAGACGCUGGACCUCUUAACCAUGAAGAGCCUCGACAGCAAAGUGAACGUUAUACCAGUGAUUGCCAAAGCAGAUGCAAUUUCUAAAAGUGAAUUACAUAAGUUUAAGAUCAAGCUCAUGAGUGAAUUGGUCAGCAAUGGUGUCCAGAUAUACCAGUUUCCAACAGAUGAUGAAACUAUUGCUAAAAUCAAUGCUUCAAUGAAUGGACAUCUGCCAUUUGCUGUUGUAGGAAGUAUGGAUGAAGUAAAAGUUGGAAAUAAGAUGGUCAAAGCUCGCCAGUACCCUUGGGGUGUUGUACAAGUGGAAAAUGAAAACCAUUGUGACUUUGUAAAGCUCCGGGAAAUGCUCAUUUGUACAAACAUGGAGGAUCUGCGAGAACAGACCCACACGAGGCACUAUGAACUUUACAGGCGUUGCAAACUGGAGGAAAUGGGCUUGACAGAUGUGGGCCCAGAGAAUAAGCCGCUCAGUCUUCAAGAGACCUAUGAAGCCAAAAGACACGAAUUUUAUGGUGAACUUCAGAGGAAGGAAGAAGAAAUGAAGCAGAUGUUUGUGCAGCGAGUAAAGGAGAAAGAAGCCAUCCUGAAAGAAGCUGAGAGAGAGCUACAGGCCAAAUUUGAGCACCUUAAAAGAGUUCACCAAGAAGAGAGAAUGAAGCUUGAAGAAAAGAGAAGACUGUUGGAAGAAGAAAUAAUUGCUUUCUCUAAAAAGAAAGCUACCUCCGAGAUAUACCAGAACCAGACCUUCAUGGCAUCAGGCAGCAACCUGAGGAAGGACAAGGACCGGAAGAAGGCACCAGCCUAUCGAUUCGAACUCCUGUGCUUUGAUGUCAGAGCUUGUGAGACCACUGGUGGACCUAAAGAUGCAGAGGAAGCUCCAAUUUUAUGUAAAACAAAGGUUCCAGAUCACAGAAAGUCAUCACAAGCAAACGUUAUUAAAAUGUUAGAAGUGUGCUUUGAUUUUCUUGCUGUUUUUAUUUGUUCUAUCACUUAUUUUAUAUCUGGCAAAUGGCCACAGUAAUUACCAUUUAUGGAAAAAUAUGUUUAAGUGUAGGGGCGAUACAUAAGCCAGAGUGGACAUCACUUACGUCUUGAGUGUUGUUAGAAGUUUUUAAGUUGCUGGCUUGUGAUGAAUCUAGAUCAUUUCUCCUACUGCCCAGUUAUUGUCACUUUGCAGUGCUUUAUACCACAGAGCAAAGUGUCGGUGCCAUUGAAAAUACAGAGCUCAUUCAUAUGAUGGCCAUCUGAUUGCAUUUAUAUUCCAAGAUGAAACUUUGUUUUCUGCAUUCUAAAGGUAAAGUUUUAGGGAUAAGUUUUAAAAUGUAUUACGUACCUGAAACACUAACCUCUCAAUAGUUUUAUGGAACUUUUAAAUUUUUGAUACAGUGAUCCAAAUGGUAACAUGAUCUAAGUUUUUGUAUCAAAUUAUAUAACAUAGUGGCCUUCCAUGCUUUAGUAUGCUUUAUUGUGAUUGAUGUAUUGUUGUGAUGAAACAAAAUAUGUUUAAAAGUAAAAACAUCCAGGUAUAUAAAUCCCUUUUCUAGUGACAAAUACCUUUGAACCUGGAUGUUAUCAGACUAUUAUCAUUAGGAUGUAUUACAUACUUGUUUAAAAUUCUGUCUUCCAGGGGAAGAAAUAAUAAGGUUGAAUCAUCUUUUUAAAAAUAUUUCUUAAGAAAAUAACUAUGAACAUCUGAAUGUUAAAGAUACAAGAGUUUAGAUAAUUCAUAUCCUAAGGGAUAUUUGAAUUCAGUGCCUUAGUAGUAUUCUCAGAACAAUUUAGUGGGUUUCUAACUUUUUUCUUAAUGGUCAUAGGGUAUAAGUCUUCAUACUUUGUACUGAAUAUUUUAAAUAAAACUGACAUUUAAUCCUGACAAAAUGUAUCUACAUAUUUACUAAAAUGUAUUUAAAUUACUUUAACUUUUCUUUUUGCAAACUGUCUUCUUAAGAAACAUUUUAUCAAAACUAAUUCAUCUAAUUAUAUAUUUGAAUUAAGACUUGGGUAUAUUACCAGUAUUUUUUUUAGACAACAAAAUGUUUUACUUAGCCUAUGUCAGAUUCUGAGCAAUGUGUUUUUUCGUGAAGUUGUAUAAUAGGCUGUAAAUAAAACCUUUAUUUCGUAGCACAA
Molecule: messenger RNA, 3020 nt
Organism: Equus caballus (horse)
Lineage: Eukaryota; Metazoa; Chordata; Mammalia; Perissodactyla; Equidae
Gene: SEPTIN10
Product: septin 10
Biological process (GO): intracellular protein localization; cytoskeleton-dependent cytokinesis
Cellular component (GO): septin complex; microtubule cytoskeleton; septin ring
Molecular function (GO): GTPase activity; molecular adaptor activity; GTP binding
Source: RefSeq, a predicted model, not a curated record